Messenger RNA from Ictidomys tridecemlineatus (thirteen-lined ground squirrel), 2350 nucleotides. NCBI's taxonomy places the organism in Eukaryota, Metazoa, Chordata, Mammalia, Rodentia, Sciuridae. The record is from RefSeq and is a predicted model, not a curated record.
UAUGGGGGGUUUAUGAGAUUCGCUACAAGUUGGGGAUUGGGUGUCUCUUUGGGGGCGUGGCUUAUGAAUCCUAGCUUUCCCGCCGACGGUUGGCCACGUCACGUGACAUGGGUCGGAAGAUGGCGUCUCCCACAGACGGAACAGAUUUGGAAGCAUCUUUGCUUAGUUUUGAAAAACUUGACCGUGCCUCACCAGAUCUUUGGCCAGAACAAUUACCAGGUGUUGCUGAAUUUGCAGCUUCCUUCAAAAGUCCUAUUACUAGCUCUCCACCCAAAUGGAUGGCUGAAAUAGAACGGGAUGACAUUGACAUGUUGAAAGAACUGGGAAGUCUCACCACAGCUAAUUUGAUGGAGAAGGUACGAGGUCUACAGAACCUGGCCUAUCAACUGGGGCUGGAUGAGUAUCCCAUGCAGGGAUUGAAGCAAAUUCCAAGUUUAGCAUGGCUUCCUGUGGAAGGCUGUGCUUGGCUCCUAGAUAAGCCAGAGAGAUGACACGGGGGAAAUUCCUCAACAUUCUAGAGAAGCCCAAGAAGUAGCAGCAGCUUGUGGACAGCUUGUGGACAGGUGUCCUGGGGACUCUUCCCUGUACAGCUCUGACAAUGCACACCUCGCUUUUCCUCGGGAGAGGCCAGAGGCUGUACCUCAGGACUGCCCCUCUGCCUUGCUCCUGGCACUCUGCAUCUCUAAGGAGAUUUGGUGGCAAGAGAAGAAUCUGCUCUACUCAAGGAUCAUUGCAGUUACUCCAUCAGCUUCUUAGCCUGGGAUAUUGGUAACACCAGAGAUCCUAUCAAUCUUAAAGGUCAAAGUCAUGCUUUUUCAUUUCUGGAUAUGGUUCAGGAGCCCCAGGAUCUUCUAGUUGAUUUGAUUCCGUGAUGGUAAAGUCACCUGUGACACAUUGAUUGGAUGGGUUCUUUUGAGUUGAACUGGAUCUUUUAGGAAGUAUUUAUGAUAUGAGACAGAGACCAAGUAGGUUCUGGAUCAGACCAUGCAGCCUGACCAUGAACUCUCCAGUACAUAAUAGGUUCCAAAAUUAUCCAGCUGGAAAAACCAGAAUCUUCUUGAAAUUUUACCUCUGUUUUUUAAAUUCUAUACCUUUUGUUAUAGUCCUAUCCUCCAAUGCUGCCCAUUCCCCACCUCCCAGGUCUGACUCUUGGCAAGGGAAUCCCUGAGUAGUGAGUCCCUCCUGGAAUUAGCUUAUGGAGUGAAAGGUCCAUAAUAGGUCACAUUAGGAUAUAGACCUCAAGGCCAAUAUGAAGAUGACAUCAGGAUUUUGGAGUUCUAGUUAAUCUGUUACAGAUUUAAGUGAAGGAGUCAGUAUGGCCUGAUAGAUAGGAAAGGGGCAUGAUUUAUGGGGGUUGCCAUUUGAUUGAAAACUAGAAUCCUAAUUAACCUAGUUGGUGCUAUGGGAUAGCGGCAAUGUUUUAUCCACCUUAGCUCCCUCAUGGCAUAUAUGAGAUACUUCACAAAAACACACACACACCUGAAAGAGGAGAAUUUCCUCACUUAAAUACAGCUUUCUGAUGUUUUGAGAGGUGCAUGGGGUGUCCUAAAUUUCAUGGAAAGAAUAUUCCUGUAGAAAUGAUCUGAGGGAGUUUGGACACAGGAGAAGUUGCGGUCAAAGUUUGUGGUCUUGAAUGUCUGCUAACACACAACACUCUUCAAUUUAAUGGCUGGUCUUUUAGCCAUUUUAUGACAUUUGUGCUUAUUUCCCAUGCUAGAAUUAACAUUAGGUUUUACUCUCAUUUGUGUCACUUGACCAUCCAUGUCAUCUACUUUUUUUGCAGGGGUAGGGAGGACAGUUGAGCACAAGACACAAAUGGCAAGCGGGGAAAGGAGAGCAUUCUGUUGCUCCUCAGGAGGGUCAGUUGUAGAGACUUUGAUUUUAAGUUUAUGACUGAUAUUUCUUGAUCUCCCUAAAUUCGGUUGAAGAGCUUGUGCGCAUGUGUGUACCAUUAAUGUCAAAUUUUUUCUUUGCUCUGUUUUUGAGAGUUGAUAAUAUCAGGCACUUUUACAUGUUUGGGGAAAUUAAGAAGUAUAUGGAGAAUACUGGGAUACCUCCCCCAAACCAACUCAAGUCUGUAACCGGAAGCCAGGUAGUUGGUUUUCUGAUCUGCUUUGGCCUCCUUCUUUUACUGUCAUCUUAUUCACCAGCACUUAAUGUAAGUAGAUGUUUUAGAAUUGCGAUAUUUAUUGGUUUUGUAAUUGUCAUCCUUAGAAAUGUUAAUGAUGUAUUUUUAUAUUGAUAAUAUAAAUUUAUGUACAGUGUUUGUGUGUAUAUUUCAAGAUGUUAGAGGAUUGUACUUUGUAUAUGAUGUUUUCUGUGUCUUCCUAAUAAAUAUGUCCCUUUUAUA